This is a messenger RNA of Oncorhynchus nerka (sockeye salmon), 3802 nucleotides long. Its product is annotated as NLR family CARD domain-containing protein 3-like. NCBI's taxonomy places the organism in Eukaryota, Metazoa, Chordata, Actinopteri, Salmoniformes, Salmonidae. The transcript has 12 exons. The record is from RefSeq and is a predicted model, not a curated record. Gene Ontology annotation, molecular function: protein binding. Gene Ontology annotation, biological process: intracellular signal transduction. Bases 159 to 3635 code for a protein of 1158 amino acids.
AUUCUACCAGGGAUUAUUCAUGUAGGAUGUUGGUAGAAAGUUGAAGAUACAGAGCCACUUGUCAUCAGAAAGGUGCUCUCUCAGCAGAACCGAAAAUAUUUCAAUGACUUGACAUGUUCUGGUUGUGAAUUCAGGCUACAAGGGGUCAUUGCUCGAAAAUGAGUCUCUCUGGGGAGAGAGAGGAGGGCAGCCAAUUCUCUAAAAUGAGUCUCUCUGGGGAACAUGACACCAACGUUAAGAGGGGUCAGUGCUCUAAAAUGAGUCUCUCUGGGGAGAGAGAGGAGGGGGGCCCUGCCUCUAAAAUUCAUCUCUCUGAGGGACAUGACACCAAAGAUAAGAGUCCAAUCAAGCAGGAGAGACCAGCCUCCCCUGUUCCCAGCUGUGUGUCCAUGAAGAGUGACCGGUCUAUGGAACAACCUAUAAUGUUUAGAGAGAGAGACUUUAUUACUGAACAAAGAAACCAACAGGAGAGAUCAGGGUCAGAGAUUCUCAGUUGUCAGUCUUCCCAGAGUCAUCAAACAGACCUGGCCUCCAUAUUCAGUUUGCUUGAAGAGAAAAUUAUGACAUUUGUGAAGAACGAGCUGAAGAUGUUCAAGAGGAUUCUUAGUCCAGAACUCCCAGAAGGCUUUGAGAGUCAGAAGCAGGAUAAGGAAGUGGUGGAUGCUGAAGAUGAGAAGCAGGAGAGCAGUGCCAGAGAGGGGGCUCUGAAGAUCACACUGCACAUCCUGAGGAAAAUGAACCAGAAGGAGCUUGCUGACACACUGGAGAAAUAUUCAGAUGAGCUUGCUGUGAUUUGCCAACGUGAACUCAAAUCUAAUCUAAAGAAGAAGUUUCAAUGUGUAUUUGAGGGGAUCGCUAAACAAGGAAACCCAACACUUCUCAAUAAGAUCUACACAGAGCUCUACAUCACAGAGGGUGGAACAGGAGAGGUCAAUAAUGAACAUGAGCUGAGACAGAUUGAGACAACAACCAGGAAACAAGCAAGACCAGAGACUGCAAUCAAAUGUAACGACAUCUUCAAACCCUUAACUGGACAAGACAAACUUAUCAGAACUGUGCUGACAAAGGGAGUCGCUGGCAUUGGAAAAACAGUCUCUGUGCAGAAGUUCAUUCUGGACUGGGCUGAAGGAAAAGCAAACCAGGAUGUCCAAUUUGUAUUUUCAUUCCCUUUUCGGGAGCUGAAUUUGAUGAAAGAGGACAAACACACUUUCAUUGAACUUCUUAAUCACUUCUCAAUGGAAACCAAACAAUCAAGAAUCUCCAUCUACAACAAGUACAAAGUUCUGUUCAUCUUUGAUGGUCUGGAUGAGUGCCGACUGCCCCUAGACUUCCAGAAGAACAAGAUCUGUUGGGACGUCACAGAGUCAACCUCAGUGGAUGUUCUGCUGACAAAUCUCAUCAGGGGAAAUCUGCUUCCCUCUGCUCUCCUCUGGAUAACUACCCGACCUGCAGCAGCCAAUAAGAUCCCUUCAUGGUGUGUUGACCAGGUAACAGAAGUACGAGGGUUCAAUGACCCACAGAAGGAGGAGUACUUCAGGAAGAGAUUCAGUGAUGAGGACCUGGCCAGCAGAAUCAUCUCACACAUAAAGACAUCAAGGAGCCUCCACAUCAUGUGCCACAUUCCAGUCUUCUGUUGGAUUUCUGCAAUAGUCCUUGAACACAUGUUGAAACAUAAGAGAGAAGAGAUGCCCAAGACUCUGACUGAGAUGUACACACACCUUGUGGAGUUUCAUACCAAACAGAAGAAUGAAAAGUAUCUUGGGAAAGAAGAGACAGGUCCACACUGGAAUAAAGAGAGCAUUCUGUCACUGGGAAAACUGGCUUUUCAACAGCUUGUGAAGGGCAAUCUGAUUUUCUAUGAAGAAGACCUGAAAGAGUCUGGCAUUGAUGUUAAUGAAGCCUCAGUGUACUCAGGAUUGUGCACACAGCUCUUUAAAGAGGAAUGUGGGCUGUACCAGGACAAGGUGUACUGCUUUGUUCAUCUUAGCAUUCAGGAGUUUCUGGCUGCUGUAUAUGUGUUCCUCUCAUUCAUCAACAACAAUGAGAAUCUAAUGGAUGAACUGCAAACAAACGACGAGCCUGAAGUUACUUUCUAUAAGAGUGCUGUGGAUAAAGCCUUACAAAGUGAGAUGGGAAACCUGGACCUUUUCCUCCGCUUCCUUCUGGGCCUCUCACUGGAGUCCAAUCAGAAACACUUACGAGGUCUACUGACAAAGCCAAGAAGCAACUCACAGAGCCAUGAAGAAACAGUCGAGUACAUCAAGGAGAAGAUCGGGGAGGAUCUCUCUCCAGAGAGGAGCAUCAAUCUGUUCCACUGUCUGAAUGAACUGAAUGACCAUUCUCUAGUGGAGGAGAUCCAAAGCUACCUGAACUCAGGAAGUCUCUCAAAACCCAACCUGUCACCUGCACAGUGGUCAGCUCUGGUCUUUGUGUUGCUGACUUCAGAAAAGGAGCUGGAUGUGUUUGACCUGAAGAAAUACUCCAGAUCAGAGGAAGGUCUUCUGAGGCUGCUGCCAGUGGUCAAAGCCUCCAGAGCUGCUCUGCUGUCAGGCUGUGGAGUCACAGAGGAAGGCUGUGCUUCUCUGGUCUCAGCUCUGAGGUCAAACCCCUCACACCUGAGAGAGCUGGAUCUGAGUAACAAUGACCUGAAGGAUUCAGGAGUGAAGCUGCUCUCUGCUGGACUGGGGAAUCCCCACUGUAAACUGGAGACUCUGAGACUCACUGUCUGUAAACUCACAGACACAUCCUGUAAAGUGUUGGCCUCAGUUCUCAGUUCAAACCCCUCACACCUGAGAGAGCUGGAUCUGAGUAACAAUGACCUGAAGGAUUCAGGAGUGAAGCUGCUCUCUGCUGGACUGGGGAAUCCCCACUGUAAACUGGAGACUCUGAGGCUGUCAGGCUGUCUAGUCACAGAGGAAGGCUGUGCUUCUCUGCUCUCAGCUCUGAGGUCAAACCCCUCACACCUGAAAGAGCUGGACCUGAGCUACAAUCACCCAGGAGACUCAGGAGUCAGACUGCUCUCUGCUGGACUGGAGGAUCCACACUGCAGACUGGAGAAACUCAAUGUGGAACAUGGUGGAGAGAACAGAAUGAAUCCUGGGAUUAGAAAAUAUGUCUGUGAUCUCACACUGGACCUAAACACAGUAAACAGACUCCUCUCUCUGUCUGAGGAGAACAGAAAGUUGACAUGGAGGACAGAGGAGCAGCCAUAUCCUGAUCACCCAGAGAGAUUUGAGGACUGGGGACAGGUGCUGUGUAGAGAGGGUCUGACUGGGCGCUGUUACUGGGAGGUAGAGUGGAGUGGAAGAGGGGCUGAUGUAGGAGUGACAUAUAAAGGAAUCAGCAGGGGAGGAGGGGUUAAUGACUGUUGUCUUGGAAACAAUGACAAGUCCUGGAGUCUGGACUGCUAUGACAACAGUUACUCUGCCUGGCACAAUAAUAAUCUCACUACCAUAGACGUCCCCUCCUCCAGCCCCCACAGAGUAGGAGUGUAUCUGGACUGGCCAGCCGGCACUCUGUCCUUCUAUAGAGCCUCCUCUGACACACUGACCCACCUGAUCACAUUCACCUCCACAUUCACGGAGCCCCUCUAUCCAGGGUUUAGGGUUUAUUAUGACUCCUCAAUGUCCCUGUAAAUAAUAACCUGGACUCACACUGGACACACACACACACUGGACACACACACACACUGGACACACACACACAACCGGACACACACACACACUGGACACACACAAACACUGGACACACACAAACACUGGACACACACACACAACCGGACACACACACACACACACACACA